This is a messenger RNA of Xyrauchen texanus (razorback sucker), 1873 nucleotides long. Its product is annotated as glia-derived nexin-like. Gene Ontology annotation, molecular function: serine-type endopeptidase inhibitor activity. Bases 123 to 1310 code for a protein of 395 amino acids. Gene Ontology annotation, biological process: negative regulation of plasminogen activation; negative regulation of endopeptidase activity. The record is from RefSeq and is a predicted model, not a curated record. NCBI's taxonomy places the organism in Eukaryota, Metazoa, Chordata, Actinopteri, Cypriniformes, Catostomidae. The transcript is spliced from 9 exons.
GGUGGAGAGGGCGGAGUCUGUCGCUACCGAUAGACAUAAAAUAAACGGAGGCUCGUUUUCAGUUACCUGCGUUUCUAAAGAAGUCCAGGUGCGCCUCCAGGUACAAGUGUGUGUCCAUCACGAUGUGUGUCGCUCUGCAUGUGUUUGUGUUGUUGUCGGUGUGUUCUUUGAGCUGUGCCGUUCCUCAGUCGACGUCGUAUGGAGAGAGAGGCUCUGAUCUCGGUCUUCAGGUGUUUUUGCGUGUGGUCCAGGACAAACCGCAGGACAAUGUGGUCAUGUCCCCUCAUGGCGUGGCCUCUAUCUUGGGCAUGCUGCUCCCGGGGGCCCACGGGGACACUCAGCGCCAACUGAUCACAGGCCUCAAAUACAAGAAGACGGGUCCAUAUAAAAUGUUGCGUAAACUGCACAAGUCCCUGACGUCCAAGUCCAACGCUGACAUUGUGACAAUCGCCAACGCGCUCUUCCCCAAAGAGGGUUUCAGCAUGCACGAAGACUUCCUGACAGCCAACAGGGAGAACUUCCUGUGCGAGAGUCAAAGUCUUGACUACAGCGACCCAGAGAAGGCUGCAGAUGCCAUAAAUGACUGGGUCAAAAACAGCACUAAAGGCCAUAUUCCCAGUCUUGUUUCGCCAGAUAUGUUGGAUCCGGCUACGACCCGGUUAGUGGCUGUAAAUUCCAUUUAUUUCAAAGGCUUGUGGAAGUCACGUUUCCAAAGCCAGAACACCAAACUGAGGAGCUUCACAGCAGGAGAUGGAAAAUCGUACAAAGUGCCCAUGAUGUCACAACUCUUAGUCCUUAACAUAGGUCAAACGAGCACUCCAGAGGGAUUGAGGUAUACGGUGAUUGAACUGCCCUAUCAGGGCAACAGCAUGAGUAUGUUCAUUGCAUUGCCGUCAGAGGAUGCCACGCCCCUGUCUGCAAUCUUGCCACACAUCUCCACGGCAACCGUCCAAAGCUGGACCAAACAACUGGCCCAGAGGAGGAUGCGCCUCCUGAUGCCAAAGUUCACAGCUGAGGAAGAGGUGGAUUUGGAGCGUCCUCUCACAGCGUUGGGAAUCAAAGACAUCUUCAAUCAGGAUAAAGCUGAUUUCAGACACCUGAGUUCAGAGCCGGUCUAUGUGUCCAAAGCACUGCAGAAAGCCAAGAUAGAAGUCAAUGAGGACGGAACCAAAGCCUCUGCUGCCACCACUGCAAUCUUGUUUGCUCGAUCUUCUCCUUCAUGGGUGACCGUGGACAGACCGUUCCUGUUUCUUAUCAGACACAACCCUACAGGAACCAUUCUGUUCGCUGGCCAGAUCAACAAACCUUGAGCUAGAAUCAAAGAGAUCUGAUGUCCUGUAUUUCUCACCAAUGUAUGACUCUCUCUCAUACAUCAACCCACAACUCACAGCACACACACAGAUGGAUAUAUUCAACUUUUAAUGUGAGACUGUGCGUUCUGUACCUGCAAUGCUCUGUUGUCUGGAGUGUCUUUUUUACCUUCUUAUUUUAUUAGACAACAGCAUGUAUUAAAUUUCUUGAUAUCUUGAUAUUCUUGGGAAAGAUGAUGUAAGAUUUUAGACGUAUUUUAUCAUUUGGGUCUUGUGCAAAACUCACAAAAUGUGUGACUGAAAUGCUGCCGUAACCUUUGUUCACAUUGUGAUUUUUUUUUUUUUUUUUCUUUAUACUGUCCCUAAUAAAAUACCUUUUAUUUCAUUUUAAUUCAUUUAAAAAUGCAAUUAAUUUGUUUUAUGUCAGUGAUACAUUUUCAAGCAUUGAGUUACAUUUAAUUCAAUAUGAUGCCUAAACCGGUUCACCUGGUGUCUUUGUUUAUACAGCUCUUAAUACUACAUUUGCAUUUGCGAACACAGUACUUUUGUUAUUUAAUAAAGUA